CAUGGAAGCGCUCAGUUUGCGACAUGUAUUCGCCAUUUUGCUUCCUCGGUGUGUGCGCGCGUGUGAGUGUGCGCUUAUGUGUGUACGUGGGGGGGCUCUUCUCCGUGUGAAUACCUCUGUAGCUUUCACACGUUCAACACUCCACACAGCAGCUGAAACAAACCGGGGACAUGUCUGCACUUAUGGAGCCGUAGCUGCCGCAGCGUGACACGGACACCGGGACGACGGGACGUUAAAUAGUCUCGCCGAGCGUCACGGAGGAGCGCCUGCGGGGAGGAAAUUCAAGCUUGAUGAACAGGCGAGUGGGUUUCCAUCACAAACCACUCAGGAUGAAAUCACGACGUAAAGAGGACGGAUGUUUUUGUCCUCACAGGAUUAUGUUUGCUCUUUUGGAUUCUCAAAUUUGACCACGACCUCAAGUCCGUCGACAAUGAUACCUGGAUUGAUCUCCCGUGAGUUACAGGUGCUGCUUCUGGACCUGAAGAAUUACCAAAAUCGCACAAAUGGGGUGGAAGAGCUCAAACACAUCCUCUCAGAAGUGGACAUGAAAUCUGUCCCGUCUGGCAGUAUUGAGGAGUUCAUCAAUUUUCUCCCUCGGCUUCUGGAUGACAGUAAUUUUAAAGUGUUGUAUGGCACUUUACAAGUUUUAAACUUACUCAUUCAGAAGCUGGAUACGGGUGUAGACAGAUAUUUCCAACAGAUAGUCUCCGUGGCUCUUAAGGCCCUCGGCGACACUCACACCAUCACCAGAAAUGAAUACAUGAAUGUGUUUCGACAGCUGAUAACAACUCUUGCGCCACAACAAGUGUUGGAUCUCGUCAUUGGCAACUUGAAGCACAAGAAUUCAAGGGUUCGGGAAGAUGUCCUUAACAUCAUUAUGGCAGCUAUGCUCUCUCAUCCCAGAAAAGAUUUCAACAUCCCAAAGCUUUGUUUUGAGGUUGCGCCAUACCUGGCAGACAGCAAGAGGAAGGUCCGCCACGCUGCACUUGAGCUGUUUGCUGUGUUUGACUAUUGCCUUGACACAGGAAAGAAGCAGCCUCUGAUGAAAGCUGUGGACAUGGUCGAACUCAAUGAGGAUGCUGAGGGUCUUAUGGCAGCUGUACAGGCACGGCGAGCAAGGCACGUCCUUCCCAAACUCUCUUCAGAGGGGGUAGUGGAGUAUGGCUUGGUGGCCCCCAAACCAGCACAUCGGUGCUCCCUGCAGUAUGGCUCUGGGGCAGAUCUGGAUUGGGUGAUGAACGGAGGGCGGAUAAGCAGCGCCAGGAGCCACACAACUGAACCAGACAGUGACCGAUUGUAUGGCUAUGGCAGCCUAGGCUCCCUCACUGAUGACCUUCCACUUCAAAGGAGGAUCGUCAGCGCGGGUAAAGGGAAGAACAAACUACCCUGGGAGAUGUCAAGCUUCCCUUCCGCUGAGAACGACCAGCAAGGCAGUACGCUGAACAUAAAGUGCUCCGAAAAGGUGGCAAGUAAGGAUGUCCGUCCCCUGUCCAAGAAGAUGAGUCAAGAGAACUACAUACCCAGUUUCAGUUCUGCACAGCCUCAGAAGCCACAAUCCUCCAGAAGGAGGGAGUCCCCUGCACGCCUACGAAGAAGUGGAAGCCUCAACUUGGAAACCGACAUCUUUAAAACCACCAACUUCUCUGACCCAGAUGUUGUAGCACCCAAGGGACGCGUUCUCUCAAGGAACCCCAGUGUUGAGCGCACAUUCUCCCUCCCCUCGAACCCCACCCCAUCCGGAUCCUUCCUGCUGCCCUCCUACCCACUGGCCUCACUCACAGGAGGCAUGCUUACUCCGACACUGUCCCGCCGUCAUUUAGACUCCUCGCUCUCUAUGUCCAACACAUGGCCCAACAAGAGAGAGACCACCCCUCACCAACGAGACACCAGCCCAUGGAAAGACACGACAGUCACAGCAACGGGAGACCAUCUCUCUAGCAGAUGCUCUCCCCGGCCUCUUCGUGCUUCCCUUGUGAGUUCUUCUUCUACUUCGUCUUUCCGCCGGGCUCUGAGCAGCACCAGGGCAUCCCUAUCUAUCUCGCCAGUUGUCCCACCAGCAGAACAGGUCCAGUCCCAUAAUAGCCAGAGGUCCAAUACUCCGGGCAGCCCUCAGAAUCAACAGCUAGAGAGAAACCUUCAUCUGGACCCUGAUGGAAUCAAUGUGGUGCAAGAAACUCAAGAGGACAAUCCUCUGGACAUGCAGGAGAUGCUGAACUCCCUGCGCUCAUUGCGCAACAGUGCUGCCAAGAAGAGGGCCAAGGUGAGCCUUAGCAGUUCAGAUCCAGACAGCCCUGACUCGGCUGUGAGGCUGGACCUGGGUCUGAACUCACCAUCACACACCUCUCCAAUGCUUACCAGCUCAGCCAGCGAGAGUGGUCUUUCCAGUCUAAGCUCAGUCGCCAACUCUAGCUUCAAUGGCAUCAUAACCAGUCCCGGAAACUCUGCUCCUCCAGGAAUGAAAUCUUGCAUUGCGAGAGUGCCUUCUGCACAACUGAGGUCUUCUGUGGACUUCAGCAGCCUUCAAGCAUUGUCACAGAGAAACAAACUAUUGUCCGACGUGGGUGUUGUUGGGCAGAGAGUCACCUACUCCAACGGUAUAACCAAAACUGAGGAAGAAAACACAGGACCGUCCCCUCCACUGGUUAAACCAGCCUUCCGGGAAUCAGUCAGAGCUCUGAAGCCUGUCAAAGGAUCUCAGAGCCACAGCAGCAGGAACUCACCAGCCACAGACAUGGCUGAAGGAGUAAUUGGAAGAGGCAUGUUUGGCACUGCGGUGUCCUCCAGCCGUCCAGGGGCUGCCCCGUCACUUGAGCAGGGUGAUUCUGUGUCCAAACCCCCCACUGAUCCCUCAGCAGCCACCUACAGCCACGCUGUGUCGGGCAGUCGCCUAGACAGUGAUGACAGCCCACGUCCAGAAGAGGUUAAGCAGAGGGUGAAGAAUGCAAGGCUUAGCCGGGAUCAGCAUGAGGGGCAGUGUCUGGAUCAGCAUGAGGGGCAGUGCAGUCAAGUGGACCAUACACGAGACAAGAUCCGCCAACGCGUGAGACAGAUGCUGUCUGACUCACCCACAGAGGAGAAUAGAGUAUUAAUCAUCAAAGAUCUGCAUCUCAACGGCAGCACACUGGCCUCCACCAAAGCAGACCUUUUCUCUGACGAGUCUCCGAUCAGCCCCACCAGUCCUGUCAGCCAACUAGGACCCCAAAGCCCCCUCAAGUGCUUCACUCCACCCCACCAACCAAGCCCCCCCACAGUGCCCCCGAAUCCCAAAGGCCUCUCCCGUCUUAGGAGGGCCCCUAGCCUCAGCAGAACCCGACCAUCGCUGUCCCACAGCUCAGAUGAGCUGUCCCCUGGUACUAUGGGCCACAAGAAAAAUCUCUCAGAGCCUCCGGAGCUGUGUCCGUUUUCCAAGCCUGAGCUGGCACUGACACAGAGCUUUAACCUGCUUAGCUCCGAAGACUGGGAGAAGAAGAUCGAGGGUCUGAUGUUCCUGCGCAGUCUGGCUCACUACCACUUAGACACACUCCAGGGCAGGCUUCAUGAUGUCUGCCUGUGUCUCAUUCAAGAGGUGAAGAACCUGCGGUCAAGUGUCUCCAGGGUUGCAGUAUGUACACUGGGCGACCUGUACACACACCUAGGGAAGGCAAUGGACCAGGAGCUGGAGGGGACGGUUAGAGCUUUACUACAGAAGGCCGGGGAGAGUAACGCCUUCAUUAGGCAGGAUGUAGAUGCAGCCCUGGGCUGCAUGGUCCAGCACUGCACACCAACUCGUGGCAUCAACGCUUUACUCUCUGGGGGACUCAGCAACCUCAAUGCAGUGGUGAGGAAAUGCACCGCCCAGUACCUGGCUAAUCUGGUCGAGAAGGUUGGUGCUGCCCGCCUUCUGUCUGGAGGUAAAGAUCUCACAGACAGAAUCCUUCCUGCCGUCACCAAACUCGCUCAGGACUCCUCACAGGAAGCCAGGUACUUUGGGCGUCGAAUGCUGCUCUCCCUGUCAUCCCACCCAGACUUUGACAAGAUCCUGGAGAAAUACAUCCCCACCAAAGAUCUGCCGACUGUCAGAGACACUGUCUUUACUCUCAAAACAAAGGGUCUUGGUGAGAUGCCCCAAGAAACCCAGUCAGCCAGGGGUAGACGCUCCCUCCCAGGCAGCGGUACAGUCAGGGCCUCAUCCCUCACCAGAGAGCCACUCAAUCAGACCAGCCGGGAGUCCAAUAGCCAUUACAGCUGUAGAUCUCAGACACAGAGUAUUGCAGACAAGACCGAAUACAUCAAGCAGAUCUCAGGUCUGCUGGGUUCAAAGGACUUCAGAGAGAGGAUCAAGGGAAUCGACCAGCUUGUGGCCGACUGCCAGCACAACCCCAACAUGGUCAUCAAUAGUAUAUUCCCGUUGUUUGAUGCGUUCAAGGCCAGGCUGCAGGAGUCCAACAGCAAAGUCAACCUGUAUGCCCUCGAGUCUCUCCAGAAAAUCAUCCACUUGUUAAAGGACAAUCUGUCCCAAGUGGUCAACAUCGUGGUCCCAGCAAUCAUGGACAAUCACCUCAACUCCAAGAACAACGCCAUCUACUCUGCAGCUAUUGGAGCUAUCAAUGCACUUGUUUUAAAUCUUGACAACAUACUUCUUCUUCAGCCUUUCUGCACCAAGGCUCAGUUCUUAAACGGCAAAGCAAAGGUGGAUCUUAUCGAAAAGGUUGCAGAUCUUGUGACAGAGCUCUACCCUCGCAAGCCCCAGAUGGUGGAGCAGAAAGUGCUUCCCUUGUUGUGGCACCUCCUGGGCACCUCCACCCACAGUGGUACCAUUCAUGGCCGGGGCGGCAGCGUGAGGGGAUCUACCGCCAUCCUGUGCCAAGCCCUUUACGCCCAGAUGGGGCCCAGCCUGACUGAGUGUGCUGCCUCCCAGCCUGCCAAUGUCCAUAAAGGUUUAAAUGAGGUCCUGAGGACCUUAUCCUAAAGGUAAAACAGAAUCCAAACACUCAUCCUGGAAGAGAAGAACACUGACCUUACUUGAAGACAGAGAUGUUCUACAUUUCUUAUAGUGCCUGCACUUUUAUAUCAAUAAAGAGAAAGUCCUUUAAAAAGUAGGAGCUCUUAAUCUUCUAUUAGUGAGAUUUCCUCUGGUACAGAAGCAUGGACAAUUCUAACAUACUGACAUCAGGUCUUACACAAUAUCAACCUGCUCUCUUUGCACUUUGAAAAGGUAGCUCAUUAUCAUGAUAGAUUUCAUGAGUUUUACAUUUUACCAUCCUAUGAUUGUCAUUGCUUUUUUUCAUAAUCUAAAUGUACUGUAGACAAAUCAGAGACACUAUUGCAGAAUGUGAGAUUGAAAUGCACAAAAGACGAGGAAGACAGGGACCUGAAAGGUGUAUAUUUUUGCUGUUUCAUCAAAUGUGAUGUGAUAUUUUCAAAAUGUCUUCUAUAGUUUUUUUUUUUUUUUGAAUUGAGAUUAACAAAAAUAGUACAAAAUACAGCUCAAAUGUGUAUUUGCACAGUAUUAGCUUUAAUCUGUAAAUGUAUGCCGUGUCAUGUUACAGUUUAUAAUUUAUAUAUUGUGUAAUGGUUUCAAAGUCUUGUUAAUGAUGUGCUGAGUUGAUACCUUCUGUUUUUGCAUGAACAAAAUUUACUGGCAAGAGUAAAAGUUGUUUGUAUUUUUG
Cyclopterus lumpus (lumpfish) is the source of this 5648-nucleotide messenger RNA. Its product is annotated as TOG array regulator of axonemal microtubules protein 1. The record is from RefSeq and is a predicted model, not a curated record. Lineage: Eukaryota; Metazoa; Chordata; Actinopteri; Perciformes; Cyclopteridae. Gene Ontology annotation, cellular component: cilium; cytoplasmic microtubule. Gene Ontology annotation, molecular function: microtubule binding. The transcript has 23 exons. Gene Ontology annotation, biological process: microtubule cytoskeleton organization. The coding region runs from base 356 to 4948 and encodes 1530 amino acids.